Ipomoea nil (Japanese morning glory) is the source of this 2047-nucleotide messenger RNA. Its product is annotated as pentatricopeptide repeat-containing protein At5g16420, mitochondrial-like. The record is from RefSeq and is a predicted model, not a curated record. The coding region runs from base 468 to 1967 and encodes 499 amino acids. Gene Ontology annotation, molecular function: protein binding. NCBI's taxonomy places the organism in Eukaryota, Viridiplantae, Streptophyta, Magnoliopsida, Solanales, Convolvulaceae. The transcript is spliced from 3 exons.
AGAUUUUCUGCCAUUCAUAAUUCAUUCCCUCUUGUUCUGGGUUCUUCGCGGCAAUCACACUCUCACAGCCUUCUGCAGACUGCAGUUCUGCUUCUCCGGUCUCCGCGACGCGCGACGUUCUUCAGUUCUCCGGUCUCUUGCUCGACGGUUCUCCGGUUCUGCACGGCGCACGAUGGUUCUCCACUUCUCCGGUUUUGCGCGACGCACGACGCCACGACGGUCCUCCGGCCUCGCUCUACAGCCUCGCACCGACACCCCUCAGCCAAGCAUUGUAAUUUUAAGGGUUAGCAUUUGCUGAAAAUUGAUCAAGAGGAGGAGGAUAGGAAAAACCUCAUCAGAUAUUCUUUUGUUCUACACCUACAAAUUAAGGUGAAUUGUCAAAUUGACAAAGCCCACUUGUUAUUGCAAUGUGCAGUUAGUAGACUAGAGAGGCCAUAAUCUGUAACUCCUUGCACGGUCGGCAGCCCAUGUUGACGCCUCGGAUUUCCUGCCCCUGCCUCUACCCGGCAGUUGCUGCAAUCGCCAACCACAUCAGCUUUGCCACUAUUUGUACUGCUGCCCAACAUGAAGACCCCUUCAAGGCCCACCCGUCCUACCACCACCUCUCUGCCAUCAAAACCAAGAGGGACCUGCUUCGGUCUUACACCGUCACACCACCAAUCCAAGCUUGGCCACGCUAUCUGACCCAUAAACGUCUCAUAUCUCUCAUAUCCCGCCAACUUGACCCAAACCUGGCCCUCCAUAUCUUCUACCACGCCGGUAAAUACCACCCUGGUUUUUCCCAUAAUUAUCAUACAUAUUACUCCAUCAUCCUCAAGCUUUGUCGAGCUCGUGCCUUUGAUUCUGUUGAGACCCUUUUGGCUGAAUUACAACAAACUAACAUAACUUGCUCUGAAAAUCUGUUUCUCACUGUCAUUAAAUAUUAUGGUAUUGCAAGUAAACCCAAGCAGGCCAUCAAGACUUUCUUGAAAAUCAAGGGCGUCGGAAUUGAAAGGUCGGUGAAGUCUUUUAAUACCCUGUUGAAUGCUUUGGUUAAUAACAAAGAGUAUGAUUUGGUCCAUGGCUUGUUUAAGAUUUGUAGAAACAAGUUGGAUAUUGUGCCUAAUGUGUUCACUUGUAAUAUUUUGUUAAAGGCUUUGUGUAAGAAAGGUGACACUGACGGUGCAGUUAGAAUUUUAGAUGAAAUGCCUGCAAUGGGCAUAGUUCCAAAUGUUGUUAGUUACACCACCAUUCUAGGUGGAUAUGUGCUUAGAGGUGAUAUGGUGGGUGCCAAGAGAAUGUUUAACGAGACCCUUGAUAGAGGAUGGUUGCCGGAUGCAAUAACAUAUACUAUUUUGAUGGACGGUUUUGUUAAGACAGGGCAAUUGAUGAAUGCGGUUAAGGUGAUGGAUGAGAUGGAGGAGAAUGGGGUGAAACCAAACGAUGUAACUUAUGCAGUGAUGAUCGAGGCUUUGUGUGAGGGGAAGAAGUCAGGUGAAGCCGUGAGCUUACUCAACGAUAUGCUCGAGAACAGGUAUGUACCAAGUGAAACCCUUUGUUGUAGGGUGAUUGAUGCCAUGUGUGAAGCAGGGAAGGUCCAAGAGGCAUGUGAUCUAUGGAAGAAAUUGUUGAUAAAGAAUUGCACCCCGGAUACUACAAUAUCAAGCACGCUUAUACAUUGGCUAUGUAAGGAGGGCAAAAUCUGGGAAGCAAAGAAAUUGUUCGACGAGCUCGAGAGAGGCUCGGUGCCCAGCGUGUUGAUGUAUAACAUGCUAAUUGCAGGAAUGUGCGAGAAAGGCGAGAUAUUAGACGCGGGGAGGCUAUGGGAUGACAUGGUGGAGAAGGGGUGCACUCCUAAUGCUUUUACUUAUAACAUGCUUUAUAAGGGAUUUUGUAAAAUUGGUAAUGCACAAGAAGGAAUUAGAGUUCUCCAGGAGAUGGAGACCAAAAAUCUUAAGAUUUCUAAGGAGAAAGUCAGCCGUAUAUGAAAGGAUGAAAAGUAUUUGUUGUGACAAUCUUAGAAGCAAAUGAUGCCAAUAAAUAUUUCAUAUCAAUUUGGGGUUCAUAU